AUGAAGAGCCCGGCUCGCAGCACCAGGGACAUCGAGCGUCAGGCUGGCUACCUGAGGCCGGAGCACUGUGCCCCUCCCCCGCCUCGCGGCGCCUCCGACACCAUGUGGUUCAUCCGCGACGGCUGCGGAAUCGUGUGCGCCGUCAUCACGUGGUUGCUGGUCUUUUACGCCGAGUUCGUGGUGAUGUUCGUGAUGCUGUGGCCCGCUAAGAACGUGGCCUACAGCCUCUUCAACGGUGUGCUAUUCAACAGCUUGGCCUUUCUCGCCCUGGCUUCGCACGCCAGAGCCAUGUGCACUGACCCAGGAGCUGUGCCUAAAGGAAACGCCACCAAAGAAUUCAUUGAAAGCCUCCAACUCAAACCGGGACAGGUGGUCUACAAGUGUCCUAAAUGCUGUAGCAUCAAGCCUGACAGAGCUCACCACUGCAGUGUGUGCAAACGCUGCAUCAAAAAGAUGGACCACCACUGUCCUUGGGUCAACAAUUGCGUCGGCGAGAACAAUCAGAAGUACUUUGUGCUGUUCACGAUGUACAUAGCGUUAAUCUCAUUCCACGCGCUGGCCAUGGUGGGCUUCCAUUUUGUAUUUUGCUUGGAAGAAGAUUGGACAAAGUGCAGCGCCUUCUCUGCACCAGCAACGGUCAUCCUCCUCAUUCUCCUGUGCUUCGAGGGGCUUCUGUUUUUAAUUUUCACCGCAGUCAUGUUCGGGACACAGGUGCACUCCAUCUGCACCGAUGAGACAGGUAUCGAGCAGCUGAAAAAGGAGGAGAGAAAAUGGCUGAAAAAGUCAAAAUGGAUGAAUAUGAAGGUCGUAUUCGGUCACCCGUUCUCUGUGGCCUGGUUCAACCCGUUAGCGACGCCCGAUCAUGGCAAGGCAGACGUAUACCAAUACAUAGUGUGA
This is a messenger RNA of Nerophis lumbriciformis (worm pipefish), 897 nucleotides long. The record is from RefSeq and is a predicted model, not a curated record. Lineage: Eukaryota; Metazoa; Chordata; Actinopteri; Syngnathiformes; Syngnathidae.